ACAUUUUUGUCUCAUAACAACUAACUAGCUAGCAGCGUUUGCUACAUACCUUCCAUAUAUAUAUAUAUAUACUAUAUAUAUGUGUAUAUAUCUAUGCAUAGCUUCUAGCAGAAGUGGUCGAGUUUCAUCUUAAUCAUAUCAAAACAAUGGCGUCGCAGCAGAUGGUCGGUAACAGUGCUCAGAUGGGCGUUCAGCAAGCGGCUGUUUUACAGUCUCAACAGCAGCAGCAGCUCAGUCAACAACAGGAUUUCGAUCCCGUUCACAGAUUCAAAAUGCUGAUUCCUCUGCUCAAAGAUAGUUUACAGAACGUAAUGACCGUUGCUUCACUUAAUUUUGGACACAAUGCAGUUAUUGACAACGGCUUAAACACAACCGAGAAGGGUAAUGAUGCAGCAGUUCAGCGAUUUGACAAAAGUUUAGAGGAGUUUUAUGCUCUCUGUGAUCAACUGGAGCUCUGCCUGCGGCUGGCCCACGAGUGCCUAUCGCAGAGCAUCGACAGCACAAAGCACUCUCCAAAUCUCGUACCUACAGCCACCAAACCGGACACAGUGCAGACAGAGUCUCUGUCUUACUCUCAGUAUCUCAGUAUGAUCAAAUCACAGAUCUCAUGUGCUAAAGACAUUCAUAAUGCUCUCUUAGAGUGUUCAAAGAAGAUCGCUGGGAAGGGUCAAGGAGCUUGUAAUUAGGCUGGAUUGGAUUUAGUUUGCUUUUUUAUUUGUAUUUUACAUAGCUUUGAUGCUGAUUUAGGAAUAUAUAUAUAUAUAUUUUGUAUUGUCAUUUCAUUUGGUCUGUUUACUAUUGUGACAAAUGUACUUGUACAAUUACAGUUAUAUAUUCUUGAAAAGGAAUUUGUUUGUGUGUGUGUGUUGUAAUAUACUUUUUUGGUCAACAAGCUA
This is a messenger RNA of Carassius gibelio (silver crucian carp), 896 nucleotides long. RefSeq names its product mediator complex subunit 29 (gene med29). Gene Ontology annotation, biological process: regulation of transcription by RNA polymerase II. Gene Ontology annotation, cellular component: mediator complex. The record is from RefSeq and is a predicted model, not a curated record. NCBI's taxonomy places the organism in Eukaryota, Metazoa, Chordata, Actinopteri, Cypriniformes, Cyprinidae. The transcript has 4 exons. The coding region runs from base 147 to 686 and encodes 179 amino acids. Gene Ontology annotation, molecular function: transcription factor binding; transcription coregulator activity.